Phycomyces blakesleeanus NRRL 1555(-) is the source of this 1394-nucleotide messenger RNA. RefSeq lists its product as hypothetical. The record is from RefSeq and is a predicted model, not a curated record. The transcript is spliced from 3 exons. Bases 1 to 1200 code for a protein of 399 amino acids. Lineage: Eukaryota; Fungi; Mucoromycota; Mucoromycetes; Mucorales; Phycomycetaceae.
AUGUCUUUUCUUUGGUCUUCAGGGCAUAUUAUUCUUGACUCCACAAAACAAAUAUGUCAACUGGCUUCCUCCUUAGCCGACAGAGAGACGGCGGCACUGAAUUCUACCCAAGAAGUUACCAAAAACAUACUACCUUCACUAUCUGACGACUACGAGCCUGAACUUACCUACAAAGACGAACUAGCAGCACUAAUGAUUUUCGUCAGUGACGAUUCACCCUGCAAUAAUAUCAAUAAUUUUGUUGAUACGGUACCUCAACAACAGAUGAUUUCUUACAGCCAUCUCCCAGCCUUAAAACCACCACCAAAAUCCAAAAAUUCACGAAUACGUCUCACACACCAUAUAAAAGAUGUUCUGGAACAGAUUGUCAUGGACUCUACUGUUUCACAUACUUCAUCGCACGAUAUUUUAACAUCAAGCCACACAAACCAAAUAAUCUAUCAAGCAGCCUCUCAAUCUCAGCCUUGUCGGCAAUCGAAUCCCUCGUCAAAUCUUCCGGAAACACACAAACCACACUCAGAUCCAAUACACAUCAGCAAUAAACAUAUCGUCCCAAAACACAGAGAGCCUAGCAUAAGCACAUAUCGAUUCUUUAUGACAAACUUACUUGGCUUUAAUAAUAUAUCAGAAACCGUACCUACAAAACCAAUAGUCGAGCUUAUUCCAGGUCUCCGAUCGGGAUGUUCUGGGAGAGCUUUGUCGUUAGCCAAGCUUGCAUUGGAAGUCGAACGCCUAGGAAACCACAAGUCUGCAAUUGAUAUGAUUAUAUCUAGUGUGACAUCUAUGAUGGAAGCAUUACCAGUUGAUAAAAGUCCAGAAAAUACAAAGAGAAUGAUGAAUCGCAGAAUUAAGACUAUAGAAGAGCAGCACCGAUUAGAUAUAUCCUCUAAACCGCGUAAGCUCCAACAGCCACAGCAACAGAAUAUAGGUUCUCUUAUAGGCGAAAUUGCUAGAGUAGUGAGUGUGAUGAGCGGGUACCCUCAAGCUAGUACAUCUGACCCUGUAGCGUUCACCAAUCGGCUAGUAGACAACUUCUCAAGUCUGGACUCAAAUCAGAGUAUAGGCACUCGUGUAAUCUCAACUGUGUAUCAAGGCAUAGCACAUGCGCUUAAUUAUGAUUCUCCAUAUCCGACAAACCAAACAUUCCUUUCAUGGUUUGCCACUCAUUUUAAUACCCUCGCUGAAGAGACAAUCCCUUGAGAUCUCUAUAUAUAUAUAUAUACAUAUAUACAUUUCUAUGUUAAUAAUUAUCUACAACAUGACACUAUAUUUAUAUGAUUCUUUUUUCUGUUUCUAUCACUCCUUCCUAUACUGUAUUGCUGCGGGCAGCCUUAAUUAUAUAGAAAUAUUGUAUGUACAUUCAAUUAUAUUAAAACUAAUACAUGAUUUCAUUU